Messenger RNA from Racocetra persica, 255 nucleotides. Lineage: Eukaryota; Fungi; Glomeromycota; Glomeromycetes; Diversisporales; Gigasporaceae. The record is from the annotation of a GenBank genome assembly.
GAUGGUGAUGAGGGUGAACGUGUAUUUCCACCAAUUCAAAAGGAUGAUGAUGGUGGUCCACUUCGUUUCUUGGUAGAGCUAGGUCUAUGGGUAGUUCCAGGUUUCUUGGUAGAGCUAGGUCUAUGGGUAGUUCCAAGUUUCUUGGUAGAGCUAGGUUUCUUGGUAGAGCUAGGUCUAUGGGUAGUUCCAAGUUUCUUGGUAGAGCUAGGUCUAUGGGUAGUUCCAGGUUUCUUGGUAGAGCUAGGUCUAUGGGUA